Molecule: messenger RNA, 723 nt
Organism: Paramuricea clavata
Lineage: Eukaryota; Metazoa; Cnidaria; Anthozoa; Malacalcyonacea; Plexauridae
Source: the annotation of a GenBank genome assembly
AUGACGAAAAUAGUGCGAUUUAAAAGCAGUCCAAAAGAAUUCCUAGACGGAUUUGAAUCUACCCACGACGAAAUACGAACAGAAGAAGAUCACUUUAUUAUCGUUCAUCUUUUGAAUAAAUAUGAUUCAAAAUCUGCAGUGUUGGGCGGCAAUCUGGAACAGCUGGCAAUGCUUGCCUGCUGCAGCAGUCCUCAUGUAGUAAAGAGAGCGCUUGAUGCUAUUCUCAAUGAAAUAAUUUUAAGCAUUUCCAACUCUUCAAGAAUUCGAUGCCAUAAUUUAUUGAAAGCAGAAACAAUCCUUCGUGAGUCAUUUGUAAACUUCAUGGCUGUUGAUAAUAUGAAAGCAAAAUGCCAUCGGAUGACGACGUACUCUUGGAUAAUCACGUUAGUCCUUCUAAAAUGCAGUAAAGAAGAGUGCAUUGGAAUUCUACCAAAAAUCAAAGAAUUUGAAAAGAACACCCUAGACGCUCUCCAAAAUAACAGGGAAUACAGCGGACGAAAUACUUUUCGAUACGGUAUUUAUCUCGCGCGAGAAAGUAUUAAGCAAAUUUCUGGAAGAAAAGACUCGAGACAAUCUUUACACCGUAUUAUGAAGAAGUGUGAAAAUCUGCUGAAUAGCAAGUUGGAAAAGGACGAAGUUAUGAAGCUUGGUAAAGCGAUUUGCAAUGGAGGCAGUUGGAUGGAUCUUCAUGUAUGCCUGGUGUUUUUGCAAGAUUUACCAAAG